Amoebophrya sp. A120 is the source of this 7484-nucleotide messenger RNA. Lineage: Eukaryota; Dinophyceae; Syndiniales; Amoebophryaceae. The record is from the annotation of a GenBank genome assembly.
AGUGGCUGCUUAUCGAUAAGCUGCACCCCCUAGUGAAGACGGAUAUUUUUUUUCAUAAAGCCCCGGCCUCCCCGGAGCCCGAUUGACAGAGUUCUCUCCCCAGCUACUCCAAAAAUCUUUCACCACGGCCUCGCCGUGUAGUUGUCCUGACUCAGUUUCAUCAUAAGUAUCCCGCACCGGGAAAAAGCUUUUUUUUGCUGUUGUGUAUGAUUCAUUAGGACCACCCAACGAAGUACUGACUGACCAAUCUUCUUUUUUCGGUGAAAUAAAUAACCGGCCCGUGGUCUUCUACUUUUACGGAACGUCCACCGCUGCCGAUAGACAACGAAACAGAGUUAUACUAAAAUACGCUCAAGAAUAUCAGUUGACGAGGUAGUUGACAAGACACUAUUAUAAUUUGAGCGACGGCAGUACGUUGCGCCAGAAGUACUGAUUUAUUACCGAGACCAUUCUGUAUCUCAUUCUCACUUUCGGUUGCAACAAAUUCUAUCUUGCUCAUUUGAUAGGACGAGGUGACAGUAGACAUCGGUACAGCACGACGAGCUGGAAGUAAGUUUACUUCAGUACAGAUCCUCUCUACAACUACGACAAAAAGAUGGCGCCUUCCGCUCCCAAGCGUCGCGUGCUCGUUAUCGGCGGCGGGUUAUCAAAAGGACAAAUCCCCCCUCCCCAUAUCAAAACGAAGUUUCUGAUGCUGGAUUUGCGUCCACAAAUCAGCUUUGUCUUGCUAGAGAGGACUGCAGGCCUAUGCUGAGCCUGAGUAGGGAGGUUUCGGGCUAGGCGCUGAGCAUGGCAAACGUCUAGGCUGUAGGGCCAGCAGCAUCACAAACCGCCUGCAGAAUGCGGCGGAGCGCUUGGAGUUACGUUCCUGCAAGACGGAGACGAUUUGUGGCCACAGAUCAGCAUUGCAAAUUUUCUGAGACGUACCUUUUCGAUAUGGGGAGGGGGGAUUUUUCAUUUUGAUACGGGUUUUCUGGCCUGCUCGUCGCCAGUAUGAGGGUGCACAACUACUGCCCCGCCUGCUCAUUUGUCAUGUAAAAAUGGGUUUUUACCAAAUCUUGUCAGAGUCGCUUGGCCAUUUUUGCAUGACAAGCUCUGGAAGAUCACAAUUCACUAAGUCUCGAGUUUGGAAGUAGAUUAUUUGCCAUGCAAAGACAGCACUUUCGAGAUUGUUUCUCUGUUGCUGGAACAAGUGUACUACAAAUGAGGGGGUGGACGAGAGGUUGUGCACUCUCAUAGCGCGGGACAUGGGAAAAAAAUACGAUGUCACGGUCGUGGAUGCCAAGGAAUUUUUUGAAUACACACCAGGUUCUUAUUUGAUUUAUGUCUACAACAUUUAUGUUGCAUAACCACGAAUCUCGUUCUGAAGGUAAAUUCUCAUUACAAAUUCCAUUUCUCAUGCUCCGGGAAUUUGUCAUGCACGGCGAAAACACAAUAAGAAUAACGCAAAACCUGUCAAUUAUAGGUAUCCUGCGUGCCUACGUGAAGCCGUGCCAUUUGGACGCGUUGACCUUUACGCUGCAAGAUGUGGUCGAACACAAGAUGGGGUGCAAAUUCAUCUGGGGUGAAGUCCUUUCCCUGAACGGCUCAAGUUUGACCGCUAUCGCAAGAAAAAACUGUUUCACUGUGAACUUGUGAUGCAGAAAAUGAAGCACCAAAGUGUCUUUCUUGCUACACCUGCAUAGAACAUUGGAGUUUUGUCAACCGUGUAGUUAUUUUUGCCGAUGCGAAGUGCACGCAUGGCAAAUAUAAUUCUGUGUCAUGUGUAUUAACAAACUUGUAAUGCAGAUCUUGCAAAAUCAUCACAGUGAAACAGUUUUUUUUGUGGGAUAACCGCGACCGUACAGCCAAUGUGCACGGAGCCGGGGCAGACCGAGGAAUUGGGUUUCGAUUACUGCGUCAUCUGCAGUGGCUGCAACUUCAACUUUAUGCAAGAAAAAAACUGUGUGAGUGUAAGUCUGUGAUGCAGAACAAAGUGCAAAACUGUUUACACUCGUCAUGCUGGGUCUGCUUCAUAGGCUACUUUCACACGACGUGUUUCCACGUACUAGCUGCGCAUGACAGGUUUUUCCUGCUAUGCAAAGCGAAUUUGUAAUGCUAUUCUCGCUACAGAGUUACACUUACACUGUUUUUUUUCCUGGAUAAACUUCCUGCAUCCGCAGGGGGAGUCAUUGUGGUACGAUUGCGUGAUUGCCAAAAGUUCUCAGUUUGUGUUGCAAAAUCUCCAUUUUAACGACUUCUGGGUUCGUUUGUCUUAUGCAAAAAAGAGGAUUUCUACUUCGCGGCCACGCAAAAAUGCAACAGCUGAGAGGUUGUAACAUGCCAGACUAGCAUGACAAACUCCCCAAACUUACUUGUCAGGUUCCCCACCGUCCACGAGUGUGGUCGCGCUAACUCCAGCUGGAAGCAUAUCCAGAGUGAAAAUGCCCCAGAGUCAAGAUGAGAAUUUUGCAACACAAAUCCAGAAGCUUUGGCAUUCUCGCAUGACAAGUUUAGGCUUGCAGUGCAAAACUCGUGCUUAGCCAGCGCAGACGCAUCAGAAACGGGAACAACUCUGAUCCUAGUGCUAACACGACAAAUUAUUGUUCCAAAACACCGAGUACAAAUCGCUUCGUUUGCUGUUGCUGCGCAUGAGGAAUAUUUUAGGCUUGUAGGAUUGCAUGACAACUUCAACUUUGGGGUCGUGGGGACGUUUUUACACAGGAUAAAGCACAUCGACGAACGGUACCUGGAGGUAUCAAAUGCAAAAAUGUCAGGGUCUGGAAGAUUCUGAGACUUGUCAUGCACGUUUUGCAUGGGCCAUGAUGCGUGUGAUGCAUGCCCUAGCAUCACGGACUUUUUGAGGGCUUCGCGAUGCCUAUUCCGCAUGGCAAAUGCUCUGUCCGCGUGGCAGAUUACAUUCCCUUUGCUGCUCAUGCAAUACAGAUUUUUUCGGAGUCCAAAUGCAGCAUCACAAGUUGCAUUCUUCCAGACUCAGACGUAUUUGCAGUUGAUAGGAGGGUCGCCGCCGCCACAUCUUAGAGGAGCAUGCUAAAAUCGCGGAACUGAACAAGAUAUGCAGAUUGCAAAAGUACUUCUUAUCGCUCUACUAGUGCAGUAAAAUGCAUUUUACAAGAACACGAGCGAAUUUUCUCGGAAAGAAAAAUGGACUUUGUGGUGCUGGUUCGGUGAAGAAAGUAGAUUCGUCAUGUCGAAGACAUUGGAACAAGUACAAGUACGAUAAUUACAACUUUUGCAUUGCAUACGAAAAAGCAGCGACACUGCUGAUCUGCGGCGCCGGGUUUAUUGGUGUCGAGUGGGCGACGGAACUGCAGUAUGGGAUUUUUAUUUUGUUUCAAAGUUUUCUUUGGUCAUACAGGAUGGACUAGUGGCCGUAGGAGGUACUGCACUGCCCGGGAUUCUUCGUUACAGUAGUACCAUCUGCGACGUUCUUGCAGUAGACAUUGGAUUAUUUUCCACCGACAUUGAGAUGUACUACUACUAUCUCGCGCAGAAAAGGACCCAAUAAUCGUGGGAUAAAAAAAGAGCCAUCUGCUGUACAAACAACAGGUACUUCUUCCCUAAGCUGAAAAUCACCAUCAUCGAUUUCUUGCCCAAUUGUCUCGGCCCACUCCCAGUGAAAGCGCAGGAGUACUGCGACGCCUACAUGGCCAAAGUCGGAAUUAAGACAGUAUACGGUGUAAAGUACGAGCCAAAGUCGCAGGACUUCUGGAACAAGAUCGGCCUGCCAUCGGGCGCAGACGAGACCUACAUCUGCAUGGGGGUAUCAAAUGUAAAAAUGUCUGGGUCUGGAAGAAUUCACGUUUUUCAUCCUUGUCUGGCAUGACUCUUAAAUCUGUCGUGCACGUUACCCAAGAGCUCCGUUUUUCUGUGAGGCAGAAGCGCAGUUUGUCAUGCAGAAUAGGCAACACCUAGGAGCUCAGAAACUUGUCAUGCUGAGCCAGCAUUUGUAGCCUCAUCAUGAGGCGCCACCCAGCAUCACAAGUUUCCAGACCCAGACAUUUUUACUUUUGAUAGGGAGUGAAGGCGAGCAACUACUUCAUGCCAAAGGAAACCUUGUCGGAUAAGGGUAAGUACAGCAUACACUAGUACUAGGCCUUUUAUUCGUGAUGCAUGCUGCGCAUGACAAAACUUUUUGUGAUGCAUGCUGCGCAUAGGGAGAAGUCUGUGUACCCAUCAAAUAAACACAGGUCCGGGCGGCGGCGGCUGGAUCUACAUGAACAAGAAGCUGCAAGUAUCCAGUGGAAAAACGUCCCCACCGCAGGAGAGUUGUCAUGCUAUUCUUCACGCCUAAAAUGUUUCUCAUGCGCAGCCCUAUGUAUGAGGAGCAUUUUUUGAUGCCUCGCAUUUUCUGAUGCUGUUUUGGGAUAUGUCAUGCUCGAAUCAGGAUGAGGUAGACGAUUUCUGAUGCGAUUGCUCUAGCUAAACAGGACUACAACUACCCUACGAGCCCAAGCUUGUCAUGCGCGACAGCCAAAACUUGUAGAUUUGUGUAGCAAAAGGAAAAAUCCCCUUCUUGACUCUGGGGUGGAGACGUUUUUCCACAGGAUAGCAAGUAACCACGGCCUCCGGCGAAGUGUGGGGCAAGGGCGUCAUUUAUCCCACGAAGAAACUGUUUCACUGUGAACUUGUGAUGCAUGGAACAGAACACAAAGCUAUUUGUCUUGCUACACAUGCAAGACAUUAGGUUUUUAAGGGUGUUUUCCCUUGGGAAGUGCGCAUGGCAAAUUUUCUGUGCCAUGUGGAACAAAGUUGUGAUGCAGAUCUUGCAAAAUCAUCACAGGGAAACAGUUUUUUACUGCGAUAUCAUUUUCGCUGCGGGUGAUUGCAACUACGGCUGCGUGGGCAGCCCGAGCAACUGGGAGCUGCACCCCAUAUGACCCGCUCAAGCGUUACAAUCCCAAAGCGGUUACCAUAGACUCUGGAUUUUGUCUUGCAUGACGAGCAUGACAGAAUCGCAGAGCAUUCCACAUGCUGCAAUACAAAUUUCCACAGAUUCUAGUGCGGUUUGGUUUCUCCGAAACUUGUCAUGCGCAAUCCUGUGAGAGUAGGUUAGCUCAUGCACUUCUUGCAUCACAGAUUUCCAUAUUCUAUGGUAACCGAUUUGAGAUUGUAACGCUUGAGCAAGUUAUACCCUAUCCCGAAAAUCUCUUACCCGUCCGAGGAACAGGCGACGCAGAUUUGCAAACAGUAUAGAUAAUUUUUGUUGUAGUUUGUGAUGCAGAUUUCCAUUCGCAUGCGUUGACGUAUCUAUUUGAAUCGUUUGAAUGCGUUGUACUUACGUUGUGUGCAUGACUGAUUUAUGGUAGUAUUCGUUUUCCGCAUGACAAACCGCAGGAUCGGCAUCCUGGACAACGUCAAGUACGGGUCCGGGGGCUGCCUGGGCUGCUGCAUGCCGAAGCAGCUGAAGGACACGUGGUGGCCAUGGGGCGCGUAUCAAAUGCAAAUAUGUCUGGGUCUGGGAGAUUGCAAGACUUGUCAUGCAGGUUUUCCAUGACCCAUGAGGUCUGGAAUGCGAGACCGAGCAUGACAGAUUCUUCGAGGUCUCUAUCAUGCCUUACCUGCAUGAGAGACUCCGUCUCAACUUGGGCAAAAGCGGACAGCUUUUGGUAGUCACGCAACACAGAUUUUUGUGUCAUUCAGCCUCCAGAGCCAGACGUAGUUGCAAUGCAUAGCGCGGGUAUGUUCGCCACCAGUCUCGGUCCGCAUGACGCCUGCUUCGUGAUCGCCGCUAUGCAUUGCAAGUAUGUCUGGGUCUGGAAGAGUGCCAGACUUGUCAUGCAGGUUUUCCAUGACCCAUGAGGUCUGGUAUGUAGGACAUAGCAUGACAGUUUCUGUGAGAGCUCUAUCAUCCCUUAUCCUGCAGGAGAAACUGCCUCUCGAUUAGGUCAGAAGUGCACAGCUUAUGGUAAUCAUGCAACACAGAUUCUUACAUGAUUCAGAUUUAGCAUGACAAGUUGCUUUGUUCCAGACCCAGACAUUUUUGCAAUCCAUAGCCGCAAACCACAAGCCAAAGUCGGGCGUCAUGUGCGUGUGGGGCUGGCCGUGCGCGAUCCAGAAGGAGCUGAUUGAGACCACCAAGGUGGACGAGUGCCAGAUGGGUCUCAUCGGGUUGAUGAUCUGGCACUUUGUGCAUCACACCCCCAUCCACCUGUUCGGGGACGGACGGUUCAAGUAAAGGGGCGCGCCUAUGCAUUGCAAAAGUACUUCCAUCGCAGACUCGUAGCAAUUGCAGAUCAUGGCAUGACAGAUCCGGGUUUUUAUAGUACCUGAACCGGCAUGACAAGUUGCAUGUUCCACUUGCUGGACUGAAAUUUGCCAUGCAAUCUCUACUAGUUGUGCGGUUAUACUUUUGCAAGGCAUACCAGCAUCUGUGGUGAAUAACAAGAUCCUCUAAUACCGGAAUAAAAGCAAGCACCUAUUUUUCACUCAAUACUUUUAUACUUCUUCAACAGCAAACUUUUUGAAAGCAUCAAAGGUACAAGAACAACAAGACCCAAAGGCUCGAUUUGAUAAUUUCUUUUUUUUUUCACGACGACCCUUACAACUACAAGCAAGGGUAAGUAGUGGUCUGCUCCAGAAUUACGGAUUUCAAUCUGUCGACUUCUGAUGAAAGGAAUAACGGCGAAGUUAUCCGAUUUCGGAUAAGAAGGGUGCAGCUGCAUUGCCUUCAGACUGGAGCAAAACUAUCUACAAAUUUUUCCAUGAGUUUUACUUGACCGUAGAUGUUGAAAACAGAGUACAUUGUAAGGGUGCUCUGUUGGUGGUCCUUUCGACAGAAAAAUGAUAAGUACAGUCCACAACUCCAUCCUCGCUGUAUCAAAAUCUUCUUAACAACUCUGCAGGUCGUUUCGGCGCCCGGCUGAGUUAGUAAACCUUGUGGUUGCAUUUUUAAGGGCAUCGAACAAGAACCACAAGAAAAGAAGAAUCUUCAGGAUGAGUUGUGCAAAUUCUACUUUACCUCAUUUUCACAUAUAAAAGGGAAAAAGAAUCUAGUUUCGAUUGACAGUCACGAGGAAAAUAUAUUUCUAUUUCACCAUCACUUCCCCGACGUAGAAGAGCAUUUCUUGGCCUCUCCAUAAUUUCUUCCUACCUUACAACUUAUUCUCCCUCUACCGAUCAACAAAGUUAAAGGAACCAUGUCAAGAAACUUUGUGUAAACUUUAGAUCAUUAUACUGAAGAAGUCUAUUCUCAGUUUCACAAAUGACGACUAUGCUAUCGACCCCUUUGUCCUCCUGCCGAGAAGAAAUCUGUGAUCAUAAAUCGUGUCCACUAGCUUAAUAAAGGCGAUGCAAAAAUUUUCCGCCCUCUACGUCGGGCGAAGAACUACAGGAAAGAAAGAAAGUAUCAUUGGAUAGCGAGAGAGGAUGUCAGGAAUGGUGUCAACACUUCACUCGAGAUGGAUUAUACAAUGACCCUCCUGGACAGCUUUCUGGUCCAAUGUACUUAGAAGCCUACUUCAGUGCAGCAGGUGGACCUUGAU